CAGCGCAUCCGCCGAACUGCGCACCGGCAACCCGAGAACAAGAUAAGAAGCGGGAGGUAAAGCUGGCACGGGCGAAUCUUUCACGCAGGGCGCUCGGUCGGAAAGCUGGGGAAAAAAAACGAUGUGCGUUCAUCCGUGCGACUGGCACGUCUCCUCUCACUUCAUGGAAAGCGCCAUUCCUAUUAACGUAAUGGCACCAUCCACGUAGCCUGUCAUGCUCCUCUGAAAGUCUUAGCAGGGAUGCAGGGUAACGGAGGAAACCGGAACUUUUGGACUGUGUAGGAAUCCAAGACGUGGAUCGUCGGCAGGAAAACAACAGGCAAGUGAUAAGGAGGAAACCAAGCCAUGGGCACGACGCACCUGCUGCUCCUCCUGAUCUAUCUGGACCCGUUGAGUGUGCUGUGCACGACGACGGCCAAGCGCGCGAAACCCCCACCGCGCCGCCCUGCCAAGCCCAAAGAGCUGAACGGCACGUCGACGCAGGCGCAACCCCCGGUCGCAGCUCCUGCGCCCGUCCCCGCCGCGGGCCAGACCCACGACACGUGCCUGGGGUACUACGACGUGAGCGGACAGUUCGACCGCGAGUUCGAGUGCAACAACACGGACCAUCGGUACUGCUGCGGCUCCUGCUUCCUGCGCUUCUGCUGCCAGUUCCGCGGCAACCGGCUGGAGCAGCGCACCUGCAGGAACUACAACAAGCCCGACUGGGUGAAGACUGCGGCACCCUCGGCCGCCCCGACCAGUGAACCUUACGAUCCAAGUGCCGACCAAACCAACACCGCCGUCUACAUUACAUGCGGGGUUAUUGCCUUCGUCAUUGCACUCGGGGUGUCGGCAAAAGUUGCCUACGACAAGGCCACCCAGCCACCUCAGGAGAUGAACAUCCACAGGGCUCUAGCAGAUAUUUUAAGGCAACAAGGACCAAUUCCAAUCUCCCAGUAUGACUGUGAAAACUUCGCCGCGAUGAACAGCGCAUCCAAAGACGACACCCCUCAGCGGACGGGCUCCAAGAACCACUAUACCCCCGUUCACGCAUCAAAAUCCAAUCACGGUGGACACUACUCGAAGGACAACAGCCGCGGAGCCACACAUGACCUGCAUAACUUCAUCUCGUCCGGCUUCGUGACUCUGGGAAGAGGCCAUUCGAAAGGAGAGAGGCAGUGGCCGGGGCGCUCGCAGAGUCACCAUGGCACCCAUCAACACAACUACAACCACGUGGGUCUCGGCAGCCCGACUCGGACGCCAAAAAACGAGAGUGCUCGCAUGAACAGCAUCCUCACGUCGCAGACGGAGCCGUACGAUCUGUCCUUCUCCCGCUCCUUCCAGAGUCUCUCGCACCUGCCUCCGUCCUACGAAUCCGCCAUGAAGGCUGACCUCAACAAGUACUCCUCGCUCAAAAGACUGACCGACAAGGACGUGGAGGACUACUACACCCGGAAGAGGCACCUUCCUGACCUGGCAGCCCGCGGCACCCUCCCACUGCAAAUGAUCAAGUUCAGCCAGGACGUUCAGAGUACCCAGCAGGCGCAGCAACAGCAGUCCUCUCGCCAGCGUCCCCGCCGCGUCCAAAGAGCCAUGUCCCAGGACCGCGUCCUGUCUCCCGACCGGGGCUACGCUCAGGACUUCCCCGUGUCUCCCUACCCCGCGUCCCCGUACGCCGAGCGCAUCCUAUCGGACGAGCAGCUGCUCUCGGCCGAACGCUUGCGCUCUCACGAACGCCUUAUCUCCCAGGAGCGCCUGCACUCGCAGGACCGCCACUACUCGCAGGAGCGCGUCCACUACUCGCACGAACGCCUGCACUCGCACGAACGCCUCCGCUCGCAGGACCCCCUGCUCUCGCCCGACAAGUCCAAGCGGAGCAGUUUCCACGGCGACAAGUCCAUGUCCAGAGCCAUAUCGCAGACGGACGUGUUCGUACCCACGACCCCGCUCCUGGACCGAUACAAGAUGACCAAAAUGCACUCGCAUCCCAGUGCCUCGAACAGCGCGGGCGCCGCCGUGACGCACAACACUCUAUCCAAGAACCAGACCUCCUCCAAGAGGCAGGUGUUCGCGGCACGGCGCACGCAGACCGUCGAGCAGCUGCAUUACGUCCCGCCGGCGGCCCAGCAGCAUCACCACCACUACCGCACGGGCAGCAAGACCGAAGUGACUGUUUGAACCCCUAAACACGACCCCUAAAGGUCUACUAGUCCUCAUAUACAGGUCCACUGUGUACUGUCUGAUAGUUUUAUUCCUCUUUAUUCCACGACUUGCGUGUUUUACCGAUUAUAGAUGGACAUAAGGGUCGUCUUAAGGAAAACGUUCACCCAGCAUUCGGGUCUGCAGUUCAUAAGGGCUCCACGUGGACUCCAAUAGCCCCGAUAGAGACUGUGAUUCCCAGUGCUAGCUGGUGCAGACGUGUAA
Molecule: messenger RNA, 2406 nt
Organism: Trichomycterus rosablanca
Lineage: Eukaryota; Metazoa; Chordata; Actinopteri; Siluriformes; Trichomycteridae
Gene: shisa6b
Product: protein shisa-6
Exons: 8
Coding region: 346-2160 (604 amino acids)
Biological process (GO): regulation of short-term neuronal synaptic plasticity; regulation of AMPA receptor activity
Cellular component (GO): AMPA glutamate receptor complex; dendritic spine membrane; postsynaptic membrane
Source: RefSeq, a predicted model, not a curated record